GCCCUCUGUCCUGACCAGACCAACAUUUAGUAAAGCUUGUGUGAGAGGAACUCCUCUCAAAGUUCAGUUCCCAGUAGGGGAGAUUUUUUUUAAAAUAUUUAUUACUUAACUUAUUUUUUCUGUGGAAUACUUGGAAGAGACCAACUAAGGAUUACAAAGAAAAAGAGGAUACUGUGUUUUUACGGAAAGCUAUGGUGGCUUACGAUGAACUGGGUAGCUUGGUGCCUAUCAAACGGACUCUGCAAGUGAUAGACUACCAGAACCAAGUCCACAAAGAGUCAGAGGAACCCAGCAACAAGCGUGUCCGUCCUCUCGGCAGGGUGACGUCGUUAGCCAACCUCAUUUCUCCGGUGAAGAAUGGGGCCGUCCGGCGCUUCGGCCAAACCAUCCAGGCCUCCUUCAGGAGCGAUGGCAAGUCGCCGGGCAUGCCCCAGAAGCCUUGUAACAAGGCGACGGCCCCCACGCCACCUAAAAGGAGAAACAGUACACUGUGGUCAGAGACGCUAGACGUGCACCAGAAGGGGACUUUAACCACCAAAGAGAUAAAGCGGCAGGAGGCCAUAUUUGAGCUGUCUCGCGGAGAACAGGACCUGAUUGAGGACCUCCAACUCGCACGCAAGGCAUACCAUGACCCAAUGCUGAAGCUCUCCAUCAUGUCUGAAGAAGAGCUCUCUCACAUUUUUGGCGACCUGGACGCCUACAUCCCCCUGCAUGAAGAUUUGCUGGCACAGCUCUCCAAAGCAACAGGCUCCAAUGGAACCGUGGGGCAGAUAGGUCAGAUCGUCGUCAAUUGGCUACCCAGGCUCGAUGCUUACAAGGAGUACUGCAGCAACCAGUUAGCAGCUAAGGCCCUCCUGGACCAGAAGAAACAGGACCGGCGGGUGCAGGACUUCCUGCAGCGUUGCUUGGAAUCGCCCUUCAGUAGGAAGUUGGAUCUCUGGAGCUUCCUGGACAUCCCACGCUCCCGAUUGGUCAAGUACCCACUGCUGCUCAAAGAGAUCCUCAGACACACUCCACCAGAGCAUCCAGACACCGCCAGCUUAGAACAAGCAAUCACCAUCAUCCAAGGCGUGCUGUCAGACAUCAACAUGAAGAAGGGCGAGUCUGAAUGCUUGUACUACAUCGACAAGCUGGAGUAUCUCGACGAUCGCCAGAGAGACCCUCGCAUCGAACAGUGCAAAAGCCUGCUGUGUCACGGGGAGCUUCGCAACAAGAGUGGGACGAAGCUGCACGUGUUCCUGUUCACCGAGCUGCUUGUUCUGACUCGCUCAGUCACCCGAAACGAGCGCCAGUGUUUCCAAGUGUACCGCCAGCCAAUUCCCGUGCAGGACCUAGUGUUGGACGACCUGCAAGACGGCGACGUCAGGAUGGGCGGUUCCUUCAGAGGUGCUUUCAGCAACGCAGACAAAGCCAAGAAUAUUUUCCGUGUGCGCUCCCAAGACCCGAGCCAGGCCCAGUCACACACACUGCAGGUGAACGACGUCUUCCACAAGCAGCAGUGGCUCAACUGUCUUCGCGCCGCCAUCUCCGUCUACCGGCCCCACGGUGAGCCCUCAUCGCCCGCCCCGCGUGAAGUCACAGACGCCCGCUCCAAGCGCCGCCCGUCCUCCGUCUCCGCCAUCGUCCACAUGGAGGAGACGGAUGAGAACUGCCCGCAGCGGAUGUGUCAGUCUGCACCCAGCUCACCCUGCGGCGACACCAGCCCGAGUUCGUCAUCCCCGAGUUCUCCAUCUCCCUCAUCGGCAUCAUCAUCGCAACCAUCUCACAAAACCAAAAAAGACAAGAAGUCUCUUUAUUCUUUAGGGAAGAGAAAAGAGACGAUGGUGUGACACUAGAUGGAAGAACACUUUUGUACAGAAACACGGAAUAGCGUGGGACUUGUAUUUAUGUGUCAGCGUGUGCGUACCCUUACAGCAGUGUUCUGUGUUACUGUCCUCUUUGGCAGCUGUUUACCUCACCCUUCCUUUACAAGUCCAUCCCAUAGAGCAGGCCUUCCCAAACCCAACAUACUGGAACCCGGUUAAGACAAGCCCCUCUCCAAGUGCCUAUUAUGUUGAUAUAGUAUACACAUUUUGGCGACCCUAAGGGGUCAUUUCAAACUUGAUGUCGACUCACUGAAGUCCUUUUCUAGUCUUAUAACAAACAAAUUCCCAAAUACAUGGUUACGUCAAGUUUAUUUAUGUAGCCUUUAAUCACAAAAAAGUGGACGACCACUUAUGUUGAUUGUUUAUGUUGACAUUUGUUGUAAUAUUGCUAAGCAGCGUGAAAAGACAACAUUGCAACAUUAAAAACGUGCACACAACAA
Molecule: messenger RNA, 2305 nt
Organism: Doryrhamphus excisus (bluestripe pipefish)
Lineage: Eukaryota; Metazoa; Chordata; Actinopteri; Syngnathiformes; Syngnathidae
Gene: net1
Product: neuroepithelial cell transforming 1
Biological process (GO): intracellular signal transduction; positive regulation of Rho protein signal transduction
Molecular function (GO): guanyl-nucleotide exchange factor activity
Source: RefSeq, a predicted model, not a curated record